Messenger RNA from Micromonas commoda, 495 nucleotides. RefSeq names its product DnaJ chaperone (gene DNAJ). The record is from RefSeq and is a predicted model, not a curated record. Bases 1 to 495 code for a protein of 164 amino acids. The transcript is spliced from 2 exons. Lineage: Eukaryota; Viridiplantae; Chlorophyta; Mamiellophyceae; Mamiellales; Mamiellaceae.
AUGUCGGGUCAGGGCGAUCCCCCGCGGACGCACUACGACAUCCUCGGCGUCGACCCGACGACGUCGACCACCGAGGACAUCAAGCACGCGUACCGGCAGAAGGCACGCGCGCUCACCACGCACCCGGACAAGAACAAGGGCGAGGACGAGGAGUUCGUCAGGGUCAAGCGCGCGUGGGAGGUCCUAUCCGACCCGGACGAGCGCAAGAAAUACGACGCGCAGCUGGCGUCGCGUCGCGUCGAGACGGUCAUCGACGAGCACCUCGACCUGAACGACCUGCAAUCGGAGGAGGGGUACUUCACGGAGGACGAGCUGGACAUGAACUACACGCCGCCGCAGCUGGGCAGGCGGCUGACGUGCAGGUACUGGCAUCCGUGCAGGUGCGGCGGGGGGUUCGAGGUCAUGGCGGACGAGCUGCACCAGGACUUUGACCACGUGGACCUGCCGUGCUUCAACUGCUCGCUGCACGUGCGAGUCACGUACGGGUGCGAGUAG